Fusarium odoratissimum NRRL 54006 is the source of this 1695-nucleotide messenger RNA. RefSeq lists its product as uncharacterized. The record is from RefSeq and is a predicted model, not a curated record. The coding region runs from base 148 to 1695 and encodes 515 amino acids. NCBI's taxonomy places the organism in Eukaryota, Fungi, Ascomycota, Sordariomycetes, Hypocreales, Nectriaceae. The transcript has 4 exons.
CGGCAUUACCGGAUGACGUACAAAAGAUCUGGACUCAUUUCGCUUGAAAAUUCUAUCUUUAUUGGUUAUAAGAUGCGGCUCUGUCCACGAUGAUGAAGCGUAUUUUUGUGGUUAAUUGUAUGAUUUAGCUAUAAGGCAUUCGAGAUCAUGGCGACCAAUUCUAACUCAUCGCAGAAUACCAGUGACGACAACCUCCCACAAAAAGAAUUCGCAUUUGUUCAAAAUGAAAGCAAUAAGAGAGAACUUCGAAGCCAUGCUAUGCGAGAGCAUUGGAAGAAUAGACGACAAACGAUAAACGAAGAGAAACAGAAAAGACAGAAGCGCACUCAGCAUACGCUAUUACCGACUCCGAAGACGCAAUGGACAAUGUCUGAUGAGAACUCCGAGUCCUCCAGCUCAGUACUGAACACCAAUGCCUCGUCUGACACAGCAUUGAUACCUAACGACGAACGUCAAUCAGAUCUGGAAGGCAUUCCGUGUCAGAUACUUUCAGGGGUGAAUCUGGCGUUUGGGUCGAGCAGGCUUGAUCCUUUCGAUCAAUUACCCAUGAAGCUAUCAGUCAUACAUCACAAGCUUCUUCAUCAUUGGUUUAGCGCUCACGCCGCUAUGACGUUUGGGCCGUCCCCUGAUGGGGCCUUCAGUCCUAUGCGUGAUGUAUGGCUGCCCCUUGACCUGUCCAAUCCAGCAUCGUUCAAUGCACUCAUGGCGCUUUCAGCUGCACAUCUCUCUCGGAUGCAAGGUUUCAGUCAAUCAGAAGUAGCUCUAGAGUUCAAGAGCGAGGCGGUGAGGAUCGUUCAGCUUUGGAUGCAAGACCCGGAGCGCGCAGUAACAGACGACGUUUUGGCUGCUAUCCUACGUCUUUUGACCUUUGAGAGGUAUUGGGGAACCGAGGCUGAAUGGAUCAUCCAUCACAAAGGUCUGAUGAAUCUCCUCGAGGCUCGGGGCGGUAUAGCAGCACUCAGCAGUAACUGGAGGCUUGAGCUAACGACCUUCCUGGUCUCAUUGAUGGCAAGGCCAACUUGGUUCGAUUGUUCCAAUCAAAUCCAAGAACUGCUCACUCAUACUUCGGAGCUCCCGUUACAUCCCAUCCUAAGAAAGGGAAGCGACCUACGAAAGCUUCGGAGCCUAUGGCUACUUUCGUUCAUCCAAGACAUGGGCACAUUCCGAACGAACCUUUUGAGGACCACCGCGGCGCAUUACUCGGCGUUUCACGAAGCUAUCUUGCUAUUAAAGACUCAGCGCCAAGAUCACGAACUCGAUACUGGCCGUCCAGAGCUCUGCAGCGACCUAGAACUCACCCGGCUUGCCUGUUUGCUGUUCAUCUGCGUCCUCUUACAAAAAUCACCAUUUGAAUCACCCCACGACACUGGAAAUUGUCAUAAAGAGGCCUGGACCUUUCAAAACUUGGAUCUGCUCAACUUCUUCCUUGAGACAAACAUGCCGUCCUGGCAUGGUUCUCUCGAGAACCUGCACAGCAUUCUCUUUUUCCACUUCACUACAUCAGAAGGAACAGGGCUGGAUCCGGAUUACGUUCGAAAUAUGACGACGCUCAUUGCAUCUUUGACUGGUGGCGCUCGGUAUACUGUGGAGCGAUGCCUUUUGGAGAUUUUAUGCCGAGCAAGUGGCGGUGAACAAAACCUCUUCGAGGAGAAAUAUACCCCUGAUAUCUUAUUGUCGACUAUAUCUGGGCAGUGA